AGGGCGCUAUACGUAUAUAAACAUGAAGGAUAUGACAGAGAAGUAUCAGUAGAUUUAUUUUUCGUCGUAACAAAGACUUUUGUGAAAAUGAGAACUUUGGUUUUAUUAUCAUGUGUGUUGGCUUAUGUGACGGCAGAAUGUAUGCCAGGGGGAUACUGUCCCAUGCAGAAUCCAGAGAGCAACUUGAUGCUCCAAGAAAUUGUUCAGUUCGCUCUUACAACUCACGCUGCGAAAACAAACUCCAUGUGUGAUAACACCUUCACAAUCAGACACGCCGAGACUCAGGUUGUUGCCGGCCUGAACUACAAGGUGACCGUAGAAGCUACCUGCGGUGGACAGACGAAAGUGUGCGACUUUGUAGUAUUCGACCAGUCCUGGACCAAGACAAGAGAGCUCACCAGUGACCACUGUUCCUCAGGGCACCGCCGUAAUGCCUUGGUUGGAGGUAUGUCUCACGCUGACACCACCAGUACCCAGUUCCAAGAUGCCAUGAGCUACGUUGCCUCUCAGGUGGACUUGCAGAGCAAUGGAUUGUUCCGAUCCAGCCCUGUACACUAUAGCCACUGCUUCCAGCAGGUUGUUGCUGGUAUGAGAUAUGUCUGUGAUGUCACAAUGGGUGAGAACGAAUGCACCAAGAGUGACAACAGAGAUUUGUCCUUGUGUGCCGUGAAGAGCCAGGGAAUGUCCUCCACCUGGCAUGUGGACAUCGUGUCCCAGCCCUGGAUGCCCACCAAGUACACACUGAACCAGCUCACAAUGGUGGCAGACCAUGGCGUACAACAACAGGAUCCAAAAGUCCAGAAAUUAAUCAAACUAAAGAGUAAACUUGGAUUAAAUUUGAAAUCUGAUGCAGCACAAAAAAUAAUGGCAUCAAUGGACUGCAAAGGAAACUGCAAGUUCGGUAAGAAAUUGCAGAAUCUUAAGAAACCUGUUAUUGGUAAAGAUGGGCAUGACAUGCAGCCACAUGGAAAACCUAAUGUAUUUGGUGGAGAUGGACAUGAUUUGAAGCCACAUGGAAAAUCAAACUUAAUUGGUGGAGAUGGACAUGAUCUAAAGCCUCAUGGAAAAUCAAAUUUGAUUGGCGGAGAUGAUCAUGACUUGAAGCCACACAAACAGCAGAUAUUGAUUGGUGGAGAUGGACAUGAUCUAAAGCCACAUGUAAAAUCAAAUCUGAUUGGUGGAGAUGGACAUGAUCUAAAGCCACAUGUAAAAUCAAAUCUGAUUGGUGGAGAUGGACAUGACUUGAAACCUCAUGGAAAGUCAAAUCUGAUUGGUGGAGAUGGACAUGACUUGAAACCUCAUGGAAACUUUAAUCCUUUGGGUGGAGGACUGCUUUUAAAUGGAAGUCCUAUGUUGAAUGGAAAUGUCGGUGAUCUCUGUAAGUGGGUUGUAUUUCAACAAUUUCAGGCUGCCUUCAAGAGGUUGUACAUGUCAAAGCAGGAGGAGAAAACCCGAUUUAAGAUUUUUUGUGAGAACAUGAGGAAAGCAAAAAAGUUACAAGAUGUUGAGAAAGGAACUGCAGUUUAUGGAGUCACAAAAUUUGCAGAUAUGUCUGAAUCUGAAUUCAAGCAGUAUGUUGGCAAAGUGUGGGACCAGAAUGCCAACAAAGGCAUGAAUAAGGCAAAAAUCCCUAAAAUGAAUUCUCUGCCCAAUAGCUUUGACUGGAGGGAGCAUGGGGCAGUGACGGAGGUCAAAAACCAGGGGUCCUGUGGGUCUUGCUGGGCUUUCUCCACGACUGGGAACAUUGAAGGGCAGUGGGCCAUUCGCAAAAAGAAACUGGUCUCCCUCUCCGAACAAGAGUUGGUGGAUUGUGACAAAGUGGAUGAAGGAUGCAAUGGUGGAUUACCCAGCCAGGCCUACAAAGAAAUCAUCCGACUCGGUGGACUGGAGACGGAGGCAGAUUACAAAUACCGAGGUCACAACGAGAAGUGCUCCAUGGAUAAAUCCAAGAUCAGAGUAAAAAUCAACGGUUCUGUGUCCAUCUCCAGCAAUGAAACAGAAAUGGCAGCUUGGUUAGUGAAGAAUGGACCAAUCUCUAUUGGAAUCAAUGCUUUUGCUAUGCAGUUUUACAUGGGAGGAAUUUCACAUCCUUGGAAAAUUUUCUGCAAUCCUAAAGAAUUGGAUCAUGGAGUGUUAAUUGUGGGAUACGGAGUCAAGGGAAGUAAGCCAUACUGGAUCAUCAAGAACAGCUGGGGCCCAGAUUGGGGAGAAAAGGGUUACUACUUGGUUUACCGCGGGGCCGGAGUUUGUGGUUUGAACACCAUGUGUACCUCAGCCGUUGUCAACUGAGGAUCAAAAAACUAGCAGAUCUACAUGCAGUACUUAAGUCCAUCAUCGAACAAUGUACCAAUAUAUUUAAAUUUCAAAUGUGAUAAUGAUUGUUAUUUUGACAUGAGUUUGUAUCACAAUUUCUGACGUUUUAGUUGUCAAAACGAAAUGGAGAUUGAUGGAUUUCUUAUUAACUUUGUACAUACUUAUGUCCUCAAAGAAAUGAUGUAAUUUUUUGCGGCUUCUCAUUACUUUUUAGAUUUUGUGCUUUGUCUUUCAUUUGAUUAUGCAUGUACAUAUAUAAACAUGUUUAAAGUCAUUUUUUUCUGCUUGCUGGUUCUAACAGUUUACAACAAUGAUAUCAUAUUAAUUAUAAGUCAUUUUAAUGUAUGAUCAAAACUUGUUUAAAUACUUGUAAUUACGUGUAUACUUUUACUAUUGUUUAGUAUUGAUUGCAUUUCUUCCCCUUUAUGAUCUGAAAUCAAUGGAAUUUUUCAAAUAUUCUCAAUUUUUAAAUAUUCUCCCCCAAAUUGAAUUUUUUUUAAUGAUUGAUUUUUUUUCUAGUCUCCCUAUUUGUUUAUUUUAAUUCACACAGGUAACUUAAUUCUGUAGUAAAGCCUUCUGUAUAUUUAAUAAAUAAAUAGCUGUUUUAUUUUUUUUAAUCUUAUUUGCUGAAAUCAUAUUGUAACUUAAGUAUUUAUAACUAAUAACGGUAUGUUUAUAGAUUUAACAUGCAUGUACAUGUACAGUAUACCUCCUGAAAUUAUUCUGGUAAUGCGGAAAUCUCAAGAUCUGUUUCUUUUUACAUGUAACUGUGCCAAGUACUACACUAUUUACACAUGAAAAUUUUUCUAAAUAAGAAAUUGGUUCAAUGAUCUACAAAAAUAUUUCAUAAUUUGUGGCUGUUUUGUUAAAUAAAAAUUUUUCAACCUA
Messenger RNA from Magallana angulata, 3201 nucleotides. RefSeq lists its product as uncharacterized. NCBI's taxonomy places the organism in Eukaryota, Metazoa, Mollusca, Bivalvia, Ostreida, Ostreidae. Gene Ontology annotation, cellular component: lysosome. The coding region runs from base 88 to 2289 and encodes 733 amino acids. Gene Ontology annotation, molecular function: cysteine-type endopeptidase activity; cysteine-type endopeptidase inhibitor activity. The record is from RefSeq and is a predicted model, not a curated record. The transcript is spliced from 15 exons.